Molecule: messenger RNA, 546 nt
Organism: Nezara viridula (southern green stink bug)
Lineage: Eukaryota; Metazoa; Arthropoda; Insecta; Hemiptera; Pentatomidae
Source: the annotation of a GenBank genome assembly
AUGAGCCAUUGUAAGAGGCUGGUGACUGCCAGUUUCUUCCCUGCCUCCGUCGGUUCCAGGUCUCACAGAAUGGGUUUCGCUAAGGCCUUCUUAUUUCUCUGCCUCACUGUGAUUGUUUCGUCUGAACCCGUCCAAUACAAACCUUGUUACUAUACUGGUAAAAGCGGGAAGCUUUGUACUGUAUCAGAUGUUAAAAUUGAACCAUGCCCGGAAGCUGCUAAAAAUGAGCCUUGCAAAAUCAAAAGGGGAGAGUAUGCAUCAAUUGCAUUCAAGUAUAAAAUAGAAUAUGAACCAGUAGAACCAUUGAAAACUCGAGCUUAUUGGGCCACAGUACUUGCAGAUUUGCCAUUUGUUGGUAUGGAUACUGAUUUAUGCAAACAUACAGAAUGCCCUGUUGUUAAGAAUGUAGACAAACAGUUCAAUUAUACUUUAGAUAUUUCAAAGUCUUUUCCUGCUCAAAAAUUUGAUGUUAAAUGGAAGAUUUGGGAAGAAAAAGCAGGACCUGAGAAGGAAUGCUGUUUUAUGUUCAAGAUGAAGCUUGUUUGA